Fragaria vesca subsp. vesca is the source of this 961-nucleotide messenger RNA. RefSeq names its product putative 4-hydroxy-tetrahydrodipicolinate reductase 3, chloroplastic-like. Gene Ontology annotation, cellular component: chloroplast stroma. The transcript is spliced from 9 exons. Bases 56 to 961 code for a protein of 301 amino acids. Lineage: Eukaryota; Viridiplantae; Streptophyta; Magnoliopsida; Rosales; Rosaceae. The record is from RefSeq and is a predicted model, not a curated record. Gene Ontology annotation, molecular function: 4-hydroxy-tetrahydrodipicolinate reductase activity.
UAUCAUCUUCCUGUGAACAUAGGCACUACUGUGUUUGAGCUGAGAAGAAGAAGCCAUGGUAGCUCUGAGCUGCCAGUUUCAACCUCUUGUCUGCAAGAGUUAUCGCAGCAAUCGUAGAACUAGACCUUCUGCCUUUUGCUCAAUGCAACCGUCUCAGAACAACAUCAAGGUCAUUAUAAAUGGAGCUGCAAAGGAAAUAGGAAGGGCUGCAGUGAUUGCAGUGACCAGAGCUCGAGGGAUGGAGGUUGCCGGGGCAGUGGAUUCGUAUCUUGUAGGAGAAGAUAUUGGGAAUGUAUGUGACAUGGCGGAGCCGCUGGAGAUACCGAUAACGAAUGAUCUGACCAUGGUCUUAGGUUCCAUAUCACAGUCUAAAGCAACAGGAGUAGUUGUGGAUUUUACUGACCCUUCCAAAGUUUAUGACAAUGUGAAGCAGGCAACAGCAUUUGGGAUGAGAAGUGUGGUUUAUGUGCCAAAGAUUAAGUUAGAUACAGUAUCAGCAUUAUCUGCAUUCUGUGAGAAAGCCAGCAUGGGUUGUCUUGUCGCACCGACUCUGUCUAUUGGAUCUAUACUCCUCCAACAAGCUGCGAUUUCAGCUUCCUUUCACUUUAACAAUGUAGAAAUUGUAGAAUCAAGAGCUAACGCAACGGAUCUUCCAUCAUCAGAUGCGACCCAAAUUGCCAACAACCUCUCUAACCUUGGCCAGAUAUAUAACAGAGAAGACAUUUCAACAGAUGUUAAGGCAAGGGGUCAAGUUCUGGGUGAAGAUGGAGUUCGUGUGCAUAGUUUAGUCCUUCCUGGGCUCCCCUCCAGUACAACAGUCUACUUUUCUCGCCCAGGAGAGGUUUACACUCUGAAACACGAUAUCACAGAUGUGCAAAGUCUCAUGCCAGGCCUUAUCUUAGCUAUCAGAAAGAUUGUUCGCAUCAAGAGCCUGGUGUAUGGCUUAGAGAAACUUCUAUAA